GCUAAACUAAACUGAAACUUCACAGCUGUUCAUGUUUAUGUGGUAUUAUAUCUGGUUUUACCUUAUCUGAUCGGAUGGUGUGGUGGAAUAAGGUUAAGUUUGUUAUAAAAAACAAGAUAUCUUUGCGUUCUUUAAUAGUUGUUCCCGGUUGAGGUGAUAACAUUAAUUAAUUGAUAUCACCUUUUGUGCUUAGAAAUUAUAAUGUUUACACUAUAUAAGAAUUUUUCGUUUGAAUAAACCAAUUACCAUCCAAUCUCCAGAACCGGGCAUAGGGUUUAACUUCAACAUUAAACUAAUAAUUAACUUAAAACUUUGUUAAACCUGAAUUAGUCGUAAACUAUGGAUUCUAAAACAUUGAAAAGUACAUUAAAGCAAGCAAAGGAAGCUAUAAAGAACAAGGAUAUAAGUUCAGCUCUCAGCCUUUGCAAGGCUGUAUUAAAAGAGGAUCGUAACAAUUACAUUGCUCUAGUUUUACUUGGGGCAGCCUUUCAAGAAUCUGAUCAGAAAAAUCAAGCCCCUAAUGCUUACCGUAAAGCUAUAGAAGUUUCCCCUGAUCAAGUGCUAGCAUGGCAAGGGCUCAUGGUGUUUUACGAGAAAGAUGAUGCCAACAAACAUGCAGAAGAACUAGUUCCAAUUUAUCAGCGUUUGUUACAGCUUGAAAGUGAAACUUCAAAGUGGUGUGACACAAUGUUAAAAAUACAGAUGAUAAUUACAAAAUUUAAAAGUGAUGACAGUAUAGGACAAAUACUGAUAGAAUAUAAAGACACAAAUGAUAGUGUCAAAUUAGAUGCUUUACGUAAAUUAGUUGUUCAAUAUCUGUCACAUGUUGAUGAAAUUCCAGCACAGAAUCUAAAAUUGUGUGAAGAAGUUUUAAAUAGACCGGACUCAGAAUUGGAGAACGACCAUUGUCAGGCCUGCUUCAAGCUGUUGUACAACCAGAAGAAAUUGCAUCAGUUGUUAACAUACGCAGGCAAGCUGAUUCAGAUGAAUGACGAGAACUGCCAAGCGCUCGAGUGGAUUUGCAAGGUCACCUCGGAGUUGUAUGUGGAGGACCGAGGUAGCUUGGAGGACUGGUGCAUCCGGCUGUCACAGUACUACACCAGGCUGUUGGAGCUCAGCAAUGAUAACGUGCUAGGACUGAUGUCACGAGGAGUUCACCUGAUGUCGCAGAGAGCCUAUUUGGAAGCAAGAGAAACUCUUCAGUAUUGUUUGUCCCUGAACAGAGGCCUGUUCCACGCCAUGUGUCUGUUGGCGGAAACCGAACUCCAACUUUUGUGUCUGGAACAAGCUGAACGACACGCGCAGACAGCUCUCUCUCUGCGUCCAGACCACCGCAUCACAUGUGGGAUACUGGCUAAGACUCUGGCUCUUUCUGAUGAUCCAGGAAAUUGGAAAAAAGCAGUAAAUAUGGCCAAAGAGCUGUUGGCAGAAGGACAGUGUGAGUUAGCUGCGGAAGCAUUGUGUCAGGCAUAUCUACAGCUGCGACAAUGGACUGACCUAUUGACUGCCCUACUACCAUGCCUGAGUCAUGCUCCUGCUCUUGCUGCCUUACUGCACCUGGAGUGUGAUCAUCAAGGAGCAGGGAAGGAACUGCUUCCCACUCUUGCACAACAUACGCCUGACUGCCCAGAAGCAUGGUAUCGUAUUGGACAAUUGUACAACACAGAAUGCUCGUAUGAUCUCGCCUGCACUGCCUUUCUCAAGUGUGCAAAACUGGCACCUCAUUGGUACACUGCUUAUCUCCAACUGGGUCACAUCUACGCCAGAUCCAAUGCGACACUGGACAAGGCGAGACGGUGCUACCAGCGGGCCCUGGCACUCAACCCAGCACAUAGCCCCACGCAGAUGGCACUGAGUGACACAUACCGAGCGUUAGGAGACGGGAAAAGUAACCUGUCACUAUUGGAGGAUAUAUCACAGAGGCCAGAGGGUCGCUGGGCCUGUGCCAGACUGGGUCUGCAGUACUGGGACCUGGGGGACACAUCAGCAGCUAUCAACUGUCUUCGAGCUAAACACCUCACCACCCGGCUCAUGGGCUUGGCACGUGACCGUCUACAGGAGGGCCUCAUUGCCAUCGCCAGUGCGGUGCAGCUACGGCCAGAUCUAGCCUGCCUGUGGAAGCUUGCAGGAGAAUGUCUGACAUUAGCUGGAUCCCUACCUCGGUCGUGGCACUAUCUCACAGUGCCUGAGGUCCUGAGGUCAAAGUCAGCUAGUGAGGCCACUCAGCAAGGUCUCCAGCUGCUACAGCUAGGCGCACGUUGCUUGUGCCGGUGUCUCAAGCUGAUGUCAGGAGAGGGACAAGCUGCUGUAUGGCACGACCUUGCCCUCAACUACAGACAACAGGUGGAACUAUCUGACACUAGGGACGGCAUAUGUCAACGUGCAUUGGCUGCUGCCAAGGAGAGUGUCACUCUGGAUCCAGGCAGUUGGCAACACUGGAACCAGCUCGGAAUUGUUGCUGCUUUACCAGAAGUGAGGAAGUUCAAGUUGGCACAACAUGCAUUCAUCAAAGCUACUAUGCUGGAUAACACUGUGGCAGCACCAUGGAGUAACCUGGGCUGUUUGUACUUAAGGCUAGAUGAACUUAAACUGGCCAACGCAGCGUUCAGUGCAGCGCAGCGGACUGACUCCGAAUAUUGCCCUAGUUGGGUCGGCCAGGCGCUGAUAGCGGAGCGGGUACAGAACGAGGAGACAAUGGAUCUGUUCCGACAUACCACACAGCUCGGUUACCAUCCAGAGUCCAGCCUGGGCUACGGCCAGUGGGUGUGUCAGACACUGCGACAGGCCACCAAUGAUCCCCACUACAUCUACAGCAUUGAGCGUAUGCAUGCCGUUCCAGUUGCAAUUGAUGCGCUCACCUGGUCUACAGAUGACAGAGAGGAUGACGCUUGUGGGCUGAACAUGCUGGGCUGUCUGCUGGAGCGUUGUGGUCGCUACCGCAGCAGUGUAGAGGUUCUCAGUAGAGCUGUUGACCAGGCUCCGCCCACACAUCGAGACAAGGUUUUGGCCAACUUUGGACGGGUGCUGCUCAAGGCUGAAAAGGUGGAGGAUGCUGUGCAAGUGUACCGGGCCAUCUCCAAAGCUGAUAUUCAUUCCCAGUGUGGCCUUGCACUCGCUUUGUACAGAGAUAAGCAGUAUCAGGAGGCUUUUGAAGCAUAUGAAGCUGCCCUGAAUUGGUGGGCACAGGACGAUGCAGUAAAGUCCCAUCUCCAUGUAGCAAUGGCUGCCGUCGCUUACAAACUGGCCGGUGCCGACCUUGCUAAGACUUUACUUCUUAAAGGAAACCAGCUGAAACCGACGUCUGUGUAUGGAUUGUUUGCUGCCUGUUCACUGGGCAUGUUGAACAGUGACCUAGAGCUCUCCAAGAUGGUGCUCCGUGAUUUACUCAAGUACCAAAAUGAGGCUGAAUACAUACCACACAUUGCUCUCUUCCAGGCAUAUACAAAGUUUCUUCAGUGUGAUUUUCAAGGGUCAGUGUGGAGCAUGAGUAAGACAGUACAUGUCCAUCCAUCUCUGCCUGCGUUAUGGCUGCACCAGGCAUUACUGAUACUGAACAAGCACAGUGUUGGUGAAUCAGCAGGGGUGGUGGGUGUUGGCAAGGUGGGAGUAGCCGCUCACUCGGCUCGCACUGCCAUGACUCUUGGGCGCACCAAGAUGGAUGUCUCCAAGGUACUGGCUGUUGUGAGCCUCAGUCAGCUGAUGAGUGGUGAUGCCAACCGUGCUCUUUCAGCAAGUCAGCACGCCGUCCACUUGUACCCUGCUGUGGGUGAGUCCUGGGCAGUCCUGGCCACAUCCUGCCAUGCUGCCAGUGUUACCGAUGUCACACCUGCUCACCUGCGCUCGUUUAUUUCCCACGCACGCCAGAACAUCGAGCUUGAACGUCCACUUGCUAAGUGGAUGAGUAACUUUGAGCGUAAGAUUUCGUUACUCGCUGCAUAAACAUUGUCAAAAUCAAGUAAAUCUUUCAACAGUUUAGGAUUUCUUAAAAUUAAAAUAAUUUAAUUUUGCAGAAAACUGAGAAAAAAACUCAUUCAAUAGUGAUGAAUGUAUAAAGUGUUGUUCUUUUGAAGAAAGUUAAAAAAAGUUUGUUUUAAAUUUUUUAUCUUUUAAUUGCAUGUUUACUCUUCUUUACAUUAAAAUUAAGACUAAAGUAAUUUUUGUCUGAAUUAAAUUGAUAAUUGAUAAAAGAGAUUUCUGAUCAUUUCUGUGAUUUAUUUUUUAUUACUUAACUUGGUUACAUUAAUAGUUUUAUUGUAAGUUUUCUGAUAUUAAUAAUUUAGCGUUAAAAUUGUUGUUGUAGUUUAUAAAGUGGAAUAUCAUUAUAAUUGACAAUUUCAGCAGAAUUCAAUAUUUUAAUAAUAGACAUUACUAAAUUAUGUUUAAAACAUUUGCCUAGUGUACAAUUGAACUAACUAUUGUUUGUGAUAAGUAAAUAUUUGUAUAGCUGAAGAGCUGGUCUCUUUGUGCCAAAAAUGUUACAGAAACAUUAGUAUAUCACACUUUAGUUUACUACAAAAUAUGACAUAUUUUAAUUUUCCAUAUAGUAUUUAUCAUAAUAUAACUAAUAUUGUAUAUUUUGCACAAAAUGUUAUUCUAAGAUUUAAUUUGUUGUUAACUCUACUUGUAUAGUUUCAACCUUUUAAAUUAACGGCUUUAAAAACUAAGUUUUCCAUGUUUUAUAAGUUGCUAAUUUUUUAUAAAUGAAUAUAAAUUUGUGAUUAUAGUUA
Messenger RNA from Homalodisca vitripennis (glassy-winged sharpshooter), 4727 nucleotides. Its product is annotated as tetratricopeptide repeat protein 37-like. Lineage: Eukaryota; Metazoa; Arthropoda; Insecta; Hemiptera; Cicadellidae. The record is from RefSeq and is a predicted model, not a curated record. Gene Ontology annotation, molecular function: protein binding. Gene Ontology annotation, cellular component: Ski complex.